Molecule: messenger RNA, 312 nt
Organism: Symbiodinium natans
Lineage: Eukaryota; Dinophyceae; Suessiales; Symbiodiniaceae
Source: the annotation of a GenBank genome assembly
AUGUACAAGAUGAUGUUUUUUUUCCAAUGGGUUCACAUUGUCGCGCUGCAAACCGUUCUCUGCCAGCUGAGGCUGAUCAUUUGCAGCCUCCUCAUCCUUGCAGCCCUGCCGAUGACCCGCUCAAUUCCAGCAGGCUCUGGCGAGGCAGAGCAUCUCCGAAGAAUGCGGCAGGUUGCCUCGAUCAUGCUGUUCGUGAGCUUGGUUUGCAGCGGUUAUUACCUCAACCUUGCUCUUGCGGAUGAAGAUCAAAAGCUCAUCAGCGAGAACAACUGGUGGACAGGUGCACAUGGCAGUGGGAGAGAGCACUAUUGA